UCUGUCACCUGCACACCAAACACAUGUGAAAUACACAUGUAGUUUAUCUCGACCUUUUUUCGGAAAAAACAACAUUGUUUCACCAUUUGGUUGAAGUUUUAUUUAGAAAAUUGGUAGAAAAUAUGGCAAUUAGUGAGCAAAAGCGAUUAUUUAUUGGAAAUCUUCCACCCGACAUUCAAGAUAAUGAACUCAAGCAGGAGUUUUCUUAUUACGGGGCUGUGGAUAAAAUUGAAAUCAAACAUAAAAAAGGACCGGAUUCCGAUGAAGUGCAAAAUACAUUCGCUUUCGUCACAAUUGGAAUCGAUGAUCGAACGUUGCAGCAAUGUCUUCAAGAGUUUAAAGAGCAACAAUUUCGUGGUCGAUUCAUACAAGUCACCGUUGCCCGUGAGAAUUUUUUGGAAAAACUAAAACGAGAACGUGAAGAAGCUGCACAACACAAACCGAAGAAAGAUGAAUCGACUAAAGUCCAAACGGAAACAGUCAAAGCAGUGCUUCCAACCAUUUCAACGGGCAAUUCGUCGAGUUCAGAAAGUAGUAGCUCUGAUGAUAGCAGCGAAGACGAGAGUCCACCAACACAAAGCAAGCCAGUUGCCAAGCAAAAUGGAUCGAAAAAAUUUAAAUCAUCGUCUGAAAGCGAGUCCGACUCCAAUGAAAACGAAGACAAUUUGGUGCUGAGGAAAAAGUCAAGGAUUUUCCUCGAAAAUGGCAAGAUCAAAAUCGACCGCUCAGUGUCCAGUGGUGAAGCAAUUCACGUUAUCGAAUCGAAAGCAAAAAAAGCGGUCAAGAAAGAACUAGACGAAAAAUCCAAGAAAGCCGACCAAAAACGACUUGAAUCGUUGAACAAGAUGAAAAAUUCAUACAAUGAACAGAAGUUAGCCAUUAAAAAAGCGUUGGCUGGAGUUGAUACGGCGAAGAGAAGCAAUAAAAUCGUGUUCGGCGAUGAUGACGAUGAAGGUACUGCCGUUUCAGUUACACCACAGUCAACGAAAGCAUUAACUCAGACAAAAAUAAAAGAGAAAUUCUCAAACGAAAAGAAACCAGCGCUGUUUGACGAUGCAGAAGACAGUGAUGAUGAGAAAGGGUUUGAGGGAAAUUUCGCAAUAAAACAGCAGUUCGAAGGCAAAAAGGGCGAGAAACUGAGGAGAUUGCAGGAUCGAUUCCAAGGUGAUAGCCGUUUCAAAAUGGAUUCAAAGUUCAUGGAAGAUGGCAGCGAUGAGAGUGAAACGGAAGGUGGAACGUCUAAACAAAGGGAUCAAAAGUCUGUGGCGAAAAGCAGUAAUGAUAUUGAAACGAAUGAAACAGACGAGCGUCAAUGGCAAUUGGAUAUUUUGGAAAAGGUCAUGGGCAAAAAAAUAUCUGGCAAUACGCCGAGAGAAACACAGAAAAAAGCACCACUUUCAAUGUUACGUUUCGAUCCAACUCGAGCUGAGCACACAAAGUUCGUUGAGCCAAAAGUCAAGAAACGAAAGUCUAAAGUAAACAAUGAACCUGAAUCAAAGCGACUGAAGACGGAAGAAGAUCACGAAGAAUAUGCGGAACCAGAAAAUAAUGAGCCACCUGUUUCGAUGGACCAUUUCUACGAAGUCAGAGGUGAUCUGAAAAAGUCGAUGGGUACGGGUGGAUUUAGUUUGUUGAGCAUGUUCAACAGGCCAGCUGAAAAUGCAGAUUCAACAUCAGCCGCUGAUAAGCCAUAUGAAGAGAAAUUAAUUGCUAAGAACGGUGUAAAAUUCCUAGCCGAUUUCGAUCCGUUCAAAUAUGACUCGUCCGAAGAUGAAGCAAAUGAUGAUAAAAAGAAAAGCAACAAUGAAUCGAAAUCAGAGAGUGAUAGCAAAAAAUUAAACCUUAAAUAUGAAUCAUUUUUCCCAUUGAAUUCGUCCGAUGAACGUGUAUCAGAGGGAUUAGCAUUUUUCAAACCACCCGAAGCAGCCGAGAAUGAUGAAACAAAUUCAAACGAAUACAAUGACGCACAGAGACAGGAAUUGAAGAACAUAGUUAAGCGAAAGAUUAAGAAAUCCAUUCAAAACGCGCUACCUCGAAAUGCAAAGCCGAACAAGCGGUUCAAGAGGUUCGCCAAGAAUCUGUAGAAAUUUAUUGUUAUCAAUAUCUCCUUUUUUUUAAAUUAAAGGCCUAUCUGCACUUCGAGUGACAAAAAUUUGAAAUUACAAAAUGUGUUUUUUUUCGUACAUUCGUCCAUAAAGAGUACUAUAUUUUGGACACAAAACAUUUAUCUCGGUGUAUAUAGUACGAACAAACUAGUUUUGUAGUUUAAAAUUUAUCUUUGUCAUUCGAGGUGCAGUUAGAUUAAAAGGACUUUUGUAAAGUAUCUUGACGAUAUGUCGUUUUUUUUCAUUUUUAACAUAAGUCAUGGAGUUGUUUUAAAAUAUUCUAUUUUCAAAUGCACCAAUAAUCGUUGAAAUUCGGUCGGCAAUAAAUAAACGUUGUUGCUCCAUUAUUAUUAGUAAA
Messenger RNA from Sitodiplosis mosellana (orange wheat blossom midge), 2463 nucleotides. RefSeq names its product probable RNA-binding protein CG14230. Gene Ontology annotation, molecular function: RNA binding. Lineage: Eukaryota; Metazoa; Arthropoda; Insecta; Diptera; Cecidomyiidae. The coding region runs from base 123 to 2084 and encodes 653 amino acids. The record is from RefSeq and is a predicted model, not a curated record. The transcript is spliced from 6 exons.